GUUAGAGCUGUAUUUGGAUCUUUGCACCAGUUCGCAAAAUACGCGAUGCCAAUCCAAAUCAAAGAAAGAUCCAAGACAGAAGAAGCGUUCCCUGAAUAGAAGAUCUAUCCGAGCAAGCUUUGAUCAUGCACUGAUCAUUCACAGAGCAUAGAAGAUACUAGCCAGUAGAAACAAUACCUUCAUAAAACAACCGAACCGAUAUUAAUUGAGAAUUAUUGAAGAUGUCGAUGUCAACGAACCUUGCGCUUGGCGCUGGCUGCUACUGGGGAACAGAGAAGUAUAUCGUGAAAGACUUCCAGAAGAGGUUUCCCAACAGCAUUGCAAGUGCGAGUGUUGGCUUUAUGAGUCCCCAUGACACCGCCAAGGCGAAUCCGUCGUACCGCGAAGUGUGCAGUGGCACUACCGGUCAUGUGGAAGUGCUGAACGUCGAGUUGAACGACCCUGCGGCGCAUUACGAAGAAUUAAUCAAAUUCUUUUUCAUGUUUCACGAUCCCACCACUUUGAAUCGUCAAGGCAACGAUGCCGGCACGCAGUACGCCUCGGCCAUUUUUUGUUCCGACGACCAGCAGCUCAAAAUUGCCAAUAAAGUCAAGGCCGAGCUCCAAAGCUUGAUUGACGCCAAAAAGGUGACUAGCUAUUCGUCUCCCAAAGUGGAAACGGGAGUUGUCCCCUAUACCGUCUUUUAUCCCGCCCACGAAGAACAUCAGCAGUAUUUGGAGAAAAAUCCGUCGGGAUACUGCAACCACCGAUACCGAUUCCGGGAAUGGCCUAAUUGACUAGGAACUGCUGAAGAACAGCAACAACAAAAGUCCAACAAACCUAACUGUUGUUGUCUGCUGUAAAAAAGAGAAAGAAAAGUAGAAGAAAACUGUUGACGCAAUCCACUUGUCUAUGUGAAUGUUAUGCUUGGUCUGUCUCCCUCUGGCAGGUUGCUCUCAUGGGUAGACCUGUCACAGCAAUCAAUCAAUCAAUAAGCAACAAUUUUCUUUGUAUUAGUGCCAAAGUAUUAUCUCAUCUUCGCGACUACAUGUAUAUCAUACUUCGCUAUAUGCUCUGUAAUCGUUCUGUGAGUUGGCACCCCAGACGUCAAGGAAUGAAAUGGUUGAUGGGCCAUCCUUUGGG
Seminavis robusta is the source of this 1122-nucleotide messenger RNA. The record is from the annotation of a GenBank genome assembly. Lineage: Eukaryota; Bacillariophyta; Bacillariophyceae; Naviculales; Naviculaceae.